AUGGUGAGCCGAAUGGGCUGGGGGGGGAGCAGGGGGCAGCUGGGGUGCUGGGGUGAGCUGGGGCCCGGCUCAAUGCCCCUGCUCCCUGUGCCCCUGCUGCCCCCUGCUCCACCGUGUCGAGGACCUGGGGGAGGGAGGGUCUCCUUCUUCUCUCUGUCCCCUACCCCUCGUACAAGAAGCUCCCCCUCCUCACCGUUCCCUCCUGCCCUGGGGUCCUCCUGCCCAGUGCUGCAGGGGACAGAGGCCUCUCAGUCUGGCCACAGUGCCCUCCCCAUCCCAGCUACCCCCACAACACAGGCAAGGCCCACAGUGACACCCGCAUGUGCUUCCCCCUCCUGGGGAUCCCACUCCACCCCACCCCUGGCCUCUGUCACUCCCCCUCCCUCACGCCGGUGCCCCCAGGACCCUCCUGGGCUGCGGAUAGGCCCUCUGAUCCCUGAGCAGGAUUAUGAGCGGCUGGAGGACUGUGACCCUGAGGGGUCCCAAGACUCACCCCUCCAUGGGGAGGAGCAGCAGCCCCUACUUCACGUACCUGAAGGGCUCCGGGGCUCCUGGCACCACAUUCAGAACCUGGACAGCUUCUUCACCAAGAUCUACAGCUACCACCAGCGAAGUGGCUUCACCUGCAUCCUGCUGGAGGAUGUCUUCCAGCUGGGACAAUUCAUUUUCAUAGUCGGCUUCACAACCUUCCUUCUUCGCUGUGUGGAUUACAAUGUUCUCUUUGCCAACCAACCAAAUAACCACACGAGGCCUGGGCCGUUCCACAGCAAAGUGAGUUUGUCAGAUGCCAUCCUACCCUCGGCCCAGUGUACAAAAAGGAUUCAUGCCAGCCCCCUGCUGGUCUUCCUCCUGGUCCUGGCUGCUGGCUUCUGGCUGUUCCAGUUGCUCCGCUCAGUUUGCAACCUCUUCAGCUACUGGGACAUCCAGGUGUUUUACAGGGAGGCUCUGCACAUCCCCCCGGAGGAGCUCAGCUCCGUGCCCUGGGCGGAGGUGCAGUGCCGCCUUCUGGAGCUGCAGAGGAGCGGGGGCCUGUGCGUGCAGCCCCGGCCGCUGACGGAACUGGAUGUCCACCAUCGCAUCCUGCGCUACACCAACUACCAGGUGGCGCUGGCCAACAAAGGCCUGCUGCCUGCCCGCUGCCCGCUACCCUGGGGAGGUAGUGUAGCUUUCCUCAGCCGCGGUCUGGCGUUCAACGUCGACCUGCUCCUCUUCCGUGGUCCCUUUUCGCUCUUCCGUGGAGGCUGGGAACUGCCUGAUGCCUACAAGCGCAGCGACCAGCGGGGCGCCCUGGCUGCGCGCUUGGGGCGCACAGUGCUGCUGCUGGCUGCUGUGAACCUGGCGCUGAGUCCGCUGGUGCUAGCCUGGCAGGUGCUGCACGCCUUCUACAGCCACGUAGAGCUGCUGCGACGUGAGCCCGGCGCGUUCGGGGCGCGCCGCUGGUCCCGCCUGGCGCGCUUGCAGCUGCGCCACUUCAACGAGCUGCCGCACGAAUUGCACGCGCGUCUAGCCCGCGCCUAUAGGCCAGCCACCGCCUUCCUGCGCGCCGCCGAGCCCCCCGCGCCUCUGCAGGCGCUGCUGGCUCGCCAGCUCGUCUUCUUCUCCGGUGCGCUCUUCGCCGCGUUGCUGGUGCUCACCAUCUAUGACGAGGACGUGCUCGCAGUAGAACACGUGCUCACCACCAUGACUGCGCUCGGGGUGACAGCCACCGUGGCCAGGUCUUUCAUCCCGGAAGAGCAGUGCCGGGGGCGUUCCCCGCAGCUUCUGCUGCAGGCUGCCCUGGCGCACAUGCACUACCUCCCGGAGGAUCCCGGCGCUGGUGGUCCGGCCAGUGCCUACAGGCAGAUGGCGCAGCUACUGCAAUACAGAGCGGUCUCCCUCCUGGAAGAGCUCCUGUCCCCACUCCUCACCCCACUGUUUCUGCUUUUCUGGUUCCGCCCUCGUGCCUUGGAGAUUAUUGACUUUUUUCAUCACUUCACUGUGGAUGUGGCAGGGGUUGGGGACAUCUGUUCUUUCUCCCUUAUGGAUGUGAAGCGCCAUGGCCACCCUCAGUGGCUCUCGGAGGGACAGACAGAAGCCUCCCUGUCUCAGCGUGCAGAGGAUGGAAAGACUGAGCUCUCCUUGAUGCGGUUCUCGCUGGCACACCCACAAUGGCGUCCCCCAGGGCACAGCUCUAAAUUCCUUGGGCACCUUCGGGGCCGGGUACAGCAAGAUGCAGCUGCCUGGAGCGCUACUACCACUCGAAGCCCCCCAACCCCAGGGGUGCUCAGCAAUUGCACCUCACCUUUGCCAGAGGCAUUCCUGGCCAACCUCUUGGUGAACCCCCUUCUACCUCCAAGGGACUUGAGCCCCACAGCCCCCUGCCCAGCUGCUGCCACAGCCAGCCUCCUUGCCUCCAUUUCCCGCAUUGCUCAGGACCCUAGCUGUGUGUCCCCAGGAGCCACUGCUGGCCAGAAGGUAGCCCAGCUCCCAGAGCUUGCUUCUGCUGAGAUGAGUCUCCAUGCCAUCUACUUACAUCAGCUUCAUCAGCAGCAGCAGCAGGAACUGUGGGGAGAGGCUUCGGCCUCCUCCCCAUCCAGGCCCUGGUCUAGCCCCUCACAGCCAGCCUCGCCCGAUGAGGAGAAGCCAUCCUGGUCCAGUGAUGGAUCCAGUCCUGCCUCCAGUCCCAGACAGCAGUGGGGAACCCAGAGGGUCCGGAAUUUGUUCCCUAGAGGGUUUCAAGAAACCACAGACACCCAGAAGGAGCCUGGCCAGGUCCCUAGCACUGACUGAACAGACUCUUCAGGUUCCUGGCUUCUCCAACUGCAGGAGAUUGUGGAUGGUGUGUCGUGGAAGGACACAGAGCCGUUUUAGAGGUUCCCCAUAGACAACAGUCCAGGAUGCUUUAGUUGGGCAGGACCUGGGGGUCAAUAAGGAACUCACCCCAGAGAACAGAGAGUAGGAAAGGAGAAGAUGCCUGUGGCAUGGGGAAACCAGUCUUAGGUAUGGUCCCCACAUGGAUGGACUGAAGGACAUUGCCCCAACUGGCUGUCAUGGAGCAGUUACCUGGGAAGAAGUCCCAUGGUAUCAAGGUGAUUCAGGGGCCCAGAAAGAGAUCAGGCUAAGUGUUAGGGAGAUAGUGAGGAAUGUGGUCCGCAAGGCAGGGGGUUCUUCCUGCUGGCCUCCACUUCAGGUUCCCAUGAGAUGGGGAAAAUGGGGCCUUGUGUGUGGAAAAACUAAGGAGGGAUGAUCUUUUGUACUUCAGCACUGAGGAAGUGGGUGCGGCUUCUCAUCUUGUGUGAAAUAAGCAGUAAAAAUUGCUCAUGGCUGUGUGACAGUAGUCUUUGGCAUGCCCCACUGCUGGCAGCUGAGGGCUGCAUCUGCUUUCUCAAUAAAGAGCAAAGGAACAACACAGAACUGCUGUGAUUGGCUGGAAACCAUGGUAUUAGAGUGUUAGGUCACAUGCAGUGUGUAGGACUGACUGUCAAAGAAUUACCACCCCCACAGCUAAACAAGUUAAAACAAAACUUGUCUUUUUAUAAUUGUAAUCCAUAGGGAUUGGGUUAGGCGUCUCAUAACAUCUGGCAUGAUGGUCUCAUAACAGCAGUCUCUUAUGAUAAAUCUUCAAUAAAUAUUUGAAUGAUUUAGAGAUAGACUUUAAAGGUAACACUCCUGAAGGGGGUAAGGGGAAUCUACAGUUCACCUAAAGCACACGGAGGCAGGGAAGCAGGAAGGCCGCCCCCGCCCCCGCCCCCCUGCUGGCAGGGGCCUUCCAGAUUUAGGCAAAUUCCUGCCGGGAGAACUGGCCUGGAGAGAGAGGAGGCAUUUUGCUCACUCCCAGGGGAAUGAGGCUGGAUUUCUGCGCCUUGCCACAGGUGCUGGAAGGCACCUUAAGGGGUGUGGGGAGGUGGCUGGACCUGGUUAGCCGAUCUAGUAGUGCGCUAGCCUCCUUCUAUGGGCACUGGAGUGGAAAACCAGAGAGCUGUCAGGGGUAGAGGGUGUCUGGGCCGGGUGGGUCAAACGCCCAGGGCACUGCGCCCCGCAGCUGUCGCUCCUGCAGGGAAAAGCUCUGGGUGCGUAUGCGACUUGUCACCUCCUGAGUUCGCAGUGUCAGCCCGAAAAUGUCCUCGUGGUAGCGUUGCUGAUCCUGCGGGAAGAGCUCAGCUUCUCAGAACGGGGUUUGAGAACCAAGAGGGAAACUGCUAGCGUCCGGCCUGUGCCCGGCGCCGCCCCUCGGCCCCGCCCCUUCGCCGGGUCUUGCCCCGCCCUGUCCCGGGGCCUCUCCGGUUCGCACCCGCAGCACGCCGAUGACGUCACCCGCCUCGUCCAGCUCCAUGUCGCCCUCCGUCGCUAGAAUUCGUUGCACGGUCUGCAGGACGCUGGUUGCCAUGGUGACAUCGCCGCAGACGUACAUGUGGCCCCGCUCGAGGCAUAGCACGCGGUGCACCUCAGCAGCCAGCUCAGUCCUCAGGAUGUCCUGCACGCUUUGGGUUGUCCCAGCGCCCUCGGGGUCGCGCACCUUGGGGCUGUCGGGUUCUCGGGAGAAGGCGGUGAGAACGCGGCCAAACACUCCGCGCUGUUGGGCGUCUUGCACCUCGUCGCGGUAGAGAUGGUCGAGUUGCGAGCAUCGGCAGCCGAAAACCAGAGUCAUGGGGGCGGGCUGCAGCCCUGCGAGCAACACGGGCGUGGGAAGGUCCCUAUCCGAGUGCAGCCCUAGCGACGCCGCCCCAUUGGCCACCUUCGCAAUGACUGACAGCCCGGCAUUUGGGGCGGAAGCAGCCCCCCUCUUGGCUGUUUGCCCCGAGAUCCUGCUGUAUCUCUCAUUUACAAAGAAGGAAACCGGAGCUCUCAGGUGGCUGGCCAGUGGUGGAGCCAGGCUAGAACUGUGUCUUCUGACUGGAAACUCCAUGCCCUUUGCGUUGUGUGACAACACAGGUUCCUUACCUGCUCUAACCCACAUUCUCCACUCCUUCAACCUUCCUGAGUCACAGCCCCCUUUUGAUUGACGCCCCAUGCCCAACCUGAACACCCUGUCACUUCUUUAGGUGAGCCACACCUAGGUGAGCUCUGGUGCCGUCCAGAAUCCACCUGGGACAUUUCUUUUAUCUUUUGGGUCUCAGCCCUAGCUCUUCCAAUCUUCCAUUUCCCUUCCUUCUUAGUUCAGUUCAACACAGUAUGUACCAAGGAGCCAGACAAACAGGGCCCAGCCUAUGCCUCCAGGCACUCCCCAGCCCCAGCCUUGGUUCAAUAAACUCCCCUCACCUUUG
Molecule: messenger RNA, 5243 nt
Organism: Sciurus carolinensis (gray squirrel)
Lineage: Eukaryota; Metazoa; Chordata; Mammalia; Rodentia; Sciuridae
Gene: Atg9b
Product: autophagy related 9B
Exons: 15
Coding region: 1-2769 (922 amino acids)
Biological process (GO): protein localization to phagophore assembly site; autophagy of mitochondrion
Cellular component (GO): phagophore assembly site; autophagosome
Source: RefSeq, a predicted model, not a curated record